Molecule: messenger RNA, 921 nt
Organism: Soboliphyme baturini
Lineage: Eukaryota; Metazoa; Nematoda; Enoplea; Dioctophymatida; Soboliphymatidae
Source: the annotation of a GenBank genome assembly
AUGGGCGAACAAUCUUCGUCGAAAGUCAUCGCUUUCACAGCCAUUGUGCUGAGCACAGUAGCCAUCACCGGAUGCCUUCUCAGCUUCCCGCUGGCUUUCCACUACGUGCAGACGUUGGAGGCUUCCACUCGAUCCCGUAUGGUAUGGAAGAGAAUGUUGGACGUGUCCAACGACGGUAGCCGAAGCCCAGAAGCCACGGAGCGUAUGGCUGAGGUGAUCACCAAUCUUCGUUAUCCACGUUCCGUUAACUUUGACGGUGACUUCUGGAUGAAAAGAAUGCGCGACGACGCCCUGCGACUCACGCGACAAGAACACGGUGGAGCGGAAAGCUGCUGUACCUGCCACCGCGGACUGCCUGGACCUCCAGGCUUACCUGGCAGAGAUGGCGCUGACGGUGCGGACGGACUGCCCGGCGAACCAGGUGACCGUGGUGAUCCGGCUCCUCCAGCUCCCGAACUACUACCUAAGAUUCCCGAACAGUGUCCAUGUGAAGCCCCGGCAGGAGAUCCAGGUGAACCUGGUGAAAAGGGUAUUGAUGGCUACCAGGGCGAUCCAGGGCCGGCAGGUAAGGAUGGAAAGAACGGAGACCAAGGGCCUCGUGGACCACCAGGUGCUAAGGGUCUUGCGGGAGACCAGGGACCGAGAGGCCCACCAGGCGAACCCGGCAAGUACGUUGAAAAGGUCGGACCGCCCGGCCCACGUGGACCCCAGGGACCACCAGGCGAAGCUGGACCUCCAGGAGAGCCUGGACCAGACGGCAAAGACGGCGCGAAAGGUCCCAGAGGUGAACCCGGUCCUGCUGGCGUUGGUGGUGCGUCUGGCAAAAGCGGUCCGCCAGGCGAACCCGGCGAAGCUGGUGAUGCUGGCGAUUCCGGCAGCUGCGACCACUGUCCGCCUGCCAGAUUGGCGCCUGGAUAUUAA